Molecule: messenger RNA, 2926 nt
Organism: Macadamia integrifolia
Lineage: Eukaryota; Viridiplantae; Streptophyta; Magnoliopsida; Proteales; Proteaceae
Product: cytochrome P450 734A1-like
Exons: 5
Coding region: 1061-2725 (554 amino acids)
Biological process (GO): brassinosteroid homeostasis; brassinosteroid metabolic process
Molecular function (GO): monooxygenase activity; heme binding; iron ion binding
Source: RefSeq, a predicted model, not a curated record
ACCAGGGGUAAGAGAUGUUUAUGAUAGUAACCACUCAUAGCUGGCAAGAAAAAAAAAAUAAACAGAUAGAUAUACAACUCAUUCUCCUCUGUUAUCCCAAUCAUACCUUUACUUGAAAUUUGUGCAAAAUGACCAAAAUAUCUCCUUCUCACUGAGGAAGUUCCUUGAAGUUUUCUGACAAAAGUACCUUCUAUUGUUGGUCACACAAAAUAUAUUAUGAGGACACAUAAACAUACUUAUUUAAUUUAGAAUAUACUAUUUUAGUAUAACGCCUCACAGAUUCUCUUUGCUAAUAGUGCACUAAUUGAAAAGUCAAGUCUUUAAUUGUGGAAUAAUUGUAUAGCAAUAAGAUAGUUAUCUCUCAGCUAUACACGCAUAUAUUGAGUGAGAAUGAGAGAUGUAUGUAAGACAAUGAAUAGGAAAGACAAAAACAUAAAUGACAUGAUAUAUUCUUAUACAGAUCACCUUUCUAAACUCGUGGAUGAGUAUUUAGCUCAGUGGUUGGCAACUAGGUGUUUGAAGUUUCCGUAAGUCCUAGAAAAGUUGUUGAUUCGAUCAUUUUACCUCACCCUUAUUGAAAUAUAGUAGUUAUAUUAGGUUAAUAGUAAGUAAUAAGUGUUUAAUGAUUUUUUUUUUUUUCUGACCUCUAAUGUGUCCAUAUAUGACUUCAGUGUGGAUAUUACCACAAAAAAGGAAAAGAGUUGUACAGCUCAAUUGACAUUUCAAUCCUGAAGCAUGGUCACAUUUAUCAAAAUUAUAAGGAACUUAAAUUAAAAAAAAAAAAAAAAAGAAAAAAGACACAUAAUGCAUUUUCCUUCCUUACUAAAGAAAAAGGGCAAUGUUAUCAAGAAGGAAUUAUUGUUUAGAAAAGCACCCAUUUCGUUGACCCUUAAAACUCCCCCAUGGCGGCCCCUACACAUAAUCCUCCUCUUCCUAUAAAACACAAAACGCCUCUCUCUCCUUUCUAAGCAAUAAAAGAGGAGUAAGGAAGGAACAGAAAAUACAAAGCCAAGGCUAGUUGGCUAAGUAGAGACUAGAGAGGAACGAUUGAAGUUGAAGCAUGAAGGAGGUCUUGGACUGGUGUUGGCUUCUGGUUCUAUCCCUCUUAUUGUUAAUUCUACUCUUGAAGGUGAUGUGUUUGCUAUGGUGGAGACCCAGAAGAAUCGAAGAGCAUUUCGCAAAGCAAGGAAUAAAAGGCCCUCCUUAUCGUUUCUUCAUAGGCAACAUUAAGGAGCUCAUGGGGAUGAUGUUAAAGGCCUCCUCACACCCUAUGCCUCUCUCUCAUAACAUAGUCCCUAGGGUCCUCUCCUUCUAUCAUCACUGGAAGAAAAUCUAUGGUGCAACCUUUCUGGUAUGGUUUGGACCCACUGCUCGAGUGACAGUAUCAGAUCCAGAGCUCAUAAGAGAGAUCUUCUCCUUUAAGUCGGAAUUCUAUGAGAAGAAUGAGUCUCACCCACUCAUGAGACAGCUUGAAGGUGAUGGUCUCUUGACCCUCAAAGGUGCCAAAUGGGCUCACCACAGAAAAAUCAUCCAACCCACCUUUUUUAUGGAUAAUCUCAAAAUGUUGAUACCCGUGAUGGGGAAGAAGGUGGAGGAGAUGAUGGACAAGUGGUCGGCAAUGUCGGACGCCACCGGCGGCGGCGGCGGCGAAGAAGUAGAGAUUGAAGUGUCAGAGUGGUUUCAGACCUUGACGGAGGAUGUCAUCACUUGUACGGCUUUCGGCAGCAGCUACGAAGAAGGAAAGGCCGUAUUCAGAUUGCAGGCUAAGCAGAUGGUUUAUGUCGCCGAGGCUUUCGAGAAGAUCUUCAUUCCUGGCUACAGAUUCAUUCCGACGAAGAAGAACAGGAAUUCUUGGAUUUUGGAGAGAGAGAUCAAGAAGUCACUUGUGAAGCUCAUCGAACGGCGGAGGGAGAAUUCAGGGGAUGAGAGUGAGACACCUGAGGGAUUCCAGAGUCAUAAGGACUUGCUGGGGCUGAUGAUCAAAGCCGGAGCUGAUGGUGAUAAGGUGCAGCAGAGAUCAUCAUUACCGGAAAAUGGUUCUUCUCCGGCAGCGGGGUCGGCGAUCACAGUGAGGGAUAUAGUGGAGGAGUGUAAGAGCUUCUUCUUCGCUGGGAAGCAAACGACCUCCAAUUUGCUGACAUGGAUCACAGUUUUGUUGGCAAUGCACCCAGAGUGGCAGCGGAAAGCACGUGAUGAGGUUCUCAGGGUGUGUGGCUCACGUGAUUCCCCCUCCAAGGACGCCAUCCACAAGCUCAAGACGCUGAGCAUGAUCGUCAACGAGACGCUCCGAUUGUACCCGCCAGCCAUUGCGACGAUAAGACGGGCCAAGGCUGACGUGGAGCUUGGUGGCUAUAAAAUCCCACGUGGAACUGAACUCCUGGUACCAAUUCUAGCCGUUCAUCAUGACCAAUCAUUGUGGGGCCACGAUGUGAACGAAUUCAACCCAGCUCGAUUCUCUGAAGGUGUGACCCAGGCCGCGAAUCAUCCAAUGGCGUUCAUACCAUUUGGCCUUGGGGCCCGCACAUGCAUCGGACAGAACUUGGCAACGCUACAGGCAAAAUUAGCAAUUGCCGUUAUACUGCAACGCUUCUCUUUCCGACUUGCACCCACCUAUCAACAUGCACCAACGGUUCUGAUGCUCCUACACCCACAAUAUGGUGCACCAAUCAUCUUCCGACACUUGUUGGCGUCUGAAACCUCCAUCUCACGAGAUCAAGGAUCCUGAGUCACAAAUCAUGCCCAUGCAGCCAAGCAUUACAACAUUUUUGAGAAAGAUGAAAAAAAAAAAAAUUGUUCCUGAUUAGUCGAAAGGACCAUUAUGCUCCUACCCUACUUUGCACAUCUGACCACCAUCCACAUGUCAUUUUACUGUUAGUUUAAAAUUCAUAAUUAAAUCUUCUACGAAAAAAAAUUAAAAAAUCCAUAA